AUGGAAACUAGGAGACUGCUAUGGCUAGUGGGAGUGGUAUUCGCCAUAGUUUUGACAAUUCAGUAUUUUGAACUUCCUAAUGUUUUCUCAUCUUUAUUUUCUGCUGGUGAGACUCAAAUACUGAUACUCGAAACGUCAGCAACAGGAAACUCAUCCCUAAGCCCCCAAAUAUCAGGGAAUCUGACAAUUUUGAACAGUUCGAACUCAGAUUUCACAACUGCUAUUCAUGAUACAAAUAAUAUAACAAAUAUCUCCGAGGCAAAUGGAUAUACAUCAGAAAGGGAUGGAGGCUCAGAUGAAUCCCUUGUAUUAGAUGAGGAUGGUGAUCCUGAAGAUGAAUCUUCAUCUGAGAACGUCAUAGAGAUAAACAACACUUCAACAGUGGAGAAGACAGAUAGAAAUAAUAGCCCGGCACCGGAAAAGGCCAGAGAAUCUGACUAUACUACUAAUGGAAAUUCCUCAUUAGGCAGUAUUCAGAAAGAACAUCUUCCUUUCGCUUCAGAAGAAAAAGGGAAUUUAGAUAGUAAUCCUUCUAUCCCUUCAUUUGGAUCAUCCCCAAUAAUUUCACCAUCUCCCUUAUCUCCACAAAAUGUGGCUACGAAUUCAGGAAUUCCUGCAAUAUCUUCCAACCCUAAAAUAUCUUCAGUUGAUAAAGGUUCAGUUGUCAGGACUAAUAUUCCAGCUGGGAAGGAAAGGUCUGAGAGGCCAUUGGCAGAAGUAAUGUCAGUAUCUGAAAUGUAUGAUUUGUUGCGUCAGAGCCGUGCUUCAUCUCGUUCAAUGAGACCGCGAUGGUCUUCAGCUGUUGAUCAGGAAUUAUUAGUUGCGAAGUCACAGAUUGAAAAUGCACCCAUCAUAAGAAAUCAUGGCCUAUAUGCUCCUCUAUAUCGGAAUGUUUCCAUGUUUAAAAGGAGCUAUGAAUUAAUGGAGCAAACACUGAAGGUUUACAUCUACAAGGAGGGUGAAAGACCCAUAUUCCAUCAGCCAGUGCUCAAGGGAAUAUAUGCUUCAGAGGGUUGGUUCAUGAAGCUGAUGAAGGCAAGCAAACACUUUGUUACUAAGAAUCCAAGAAAAGCCCACUUAUUUUACUUUCCUUUUAGUUCUCGAAUGUUAGAAGAGACCUUGUAUGUACCUAAUUCUCACAACCGCAAGAACUUGGUUCAACAUUUAAAGAACUACCUUGACAUGAUUGCGGCAAGAUACUCUUUCUGGAAUAGAACUGGUGGAGCUGAUCAUUUUCUCGUUGCUUGCCAUGACUGGGCUCCAUCUGAAACAAGAGAUCAUAUGCCUAAUUGCAUUAGAGCACUCUGCAAUACUGACAUCAAAGAAGGCUUUAAAUUGGGCAAGGAUGUGUCUCUUCCAGAGACAUAUGUACGCUCGCCUCAGCAUCUCUUAAGAGAACUUGGAGGCAAACCUUGUUCUGAGAGGCAAAUUCUUGCUUUCUUUGCUGGAAGUAUGCAUGGCUAUCUCCGUCCUAUUUUGUUGCAAUACUGGGAAAACAAAGAUCCUGACAUGAAGAUCUUUGGCCGGAUGCGUAAGGUCAGGGGACAGAUGACCUACGUCCAGCACAUGAAGAGCAGCAAGUACUGCAUAUGUGCUAAAGGUUAUGAAGUCAACAGUCCUCGAGUUGUGGAGGCCCUCUUCUACGAGUGUGUUCCAGUGAUUAUAUCAGAUGAUUUUGUGCCUCCCUUUUUCGAGGUUUUGAACUGGGAAUCCUUUGCUGUUUUUGUUUUGGAGAAGGAUAUUCCAAAUUUGAAGAACAUUCUCCUCUCGAUCCCAGAGAAGAGGUAUCUCCAGCUGCAGAGGAGUGUUAAGCAGGUGCAACAACAUUUUCUUUGGCANGAGUAUAGUGGCUUUCUAGCCACUCAUCAAUACAAUUCAUAUGGAAUGCAUGCCUGCACUUAG
Messenger RNA from Ilex paraguariensis (yerba mate), 1902 nucleotides. Lineage: Eukaryota; Viridiplantae; Streptophyta; Magnoliopsida; Aquifoliales; Aquifoliaceae. The record is from the annotation of a GenBank genome assembly.